AUGGCGUCGCAGAAGAAGGACCAGGGUGCGCUACGGAAUGAGGAGGACGACUUCAAUGCCCUUUUGAAGGGAAGCGACAUGGGCUCGUUUGACAUUGGCAAGCUCAUAGGCAAGGGCGACAUGAACACAGAACACGCAGACAAUGCUAUUGACUAUGAAGAUAUCGAUGAGCUCGCAGAUGAUGACUUGCCUGAAGAGGAAGAACCAUCAAAUGGUAAUACCAACGGUAAUGGUGGUGCUGCUGCUGGUGAUGAUGAUGGAGAUGAUUUCAUGAAGGAUCUUGAAGUUGAGGCAAAGGGAACAAAUGAUAAUGAUAAUGAUUCACAAUUCGAUAGGCUGUUUGGGGAUAAGAUUGAUGAUGGAUUCGGUGGUGAUCAAGGUUUUGAAGAUACAGAGGAAGAUAUACAAAAGGCUAAACAAGCUGAAGAAGCUAAAAAGAAGAAGAAAUUAGAAGAAUUGGAGAAACAGAAGAAAAUUAAAGAACAAGAAGAUCAAGAACAACUGAAAUUUCAAGAAAGGCUGCUGAAAUUUUAUUAUCCAUCGUUUAAGAAGAAUUCCAUACUAAAGAUGAAUUCCAUUUUCGGACCAAAACCACAAAAUUAUGAAUAUCAUAAACCAGGUUAUCCAAAACCAUUACUGCCGACAAAAGUUAAUUUAGAAGUUGAAACUGAUGAUAGAAGAAUUUUCAAGAGUAACCUUAAUCAUAAUACGAGGAAUGAUACCAAAAGAAUUAUCCCAAUUGAAGAUGAUAUUUUUGAAGAUCAAGUUACUAAAAAGAAAACUAAAGUUGAAUUGGAUGAAGAUUUAAUGUUAUCAACAUUUGAAUGGGAUUAUAAAAAAAUUGUUGGUGAUUCAAGUGAAAAUGAAAUUUUAAAUGAAAAGCAAAAUGGAAAUUUAAAUCAAAAAGAUAUAACUCUGAAAGAACAAAUUGAAAGAUUUAAUUAUUUUGAUGAAGAAGAUUAUGAUGAUGAUGCAAUUUUAGAAGGUCAAUUAGCUACGAAACUGCAACUUGAUAUGAAUGAUCCAAAUCUAUUAUUUUUGGAUGAUAGAAACGUUUCACAACAUAAAGUUUCACGUAAACCAUUAAUACCAGCUAUACCAACAAAUGAAAAACUUUUAGCUGCUAAAUUUAACGUUUCAAAUGAUCAAAAUUAUGAUCAAUUGAAAGAAAAUUAUCAUAGUAAAAUUAGAUCUACAAUUGGUAAUAUGGCUAUUGAACAUUCACAACCUGCAUUAAGACUUCAAUCACCAUAUUAUAAAGUUAAACUUACUAAAGAUCAAUUACGUAACUUCCAUAAAAAAGAUUUCAAAGUUAGACCUGGUCAUGUUAUGCAAUUUUCUAAACUAAAACAAAGAAAAAGAAAGAAGGAUCGUGGUAAAGAUAUUAAAGAACUGUUUGCUAAAACUACUGAUUUAUCAUUAGGUGAUACGGGACAAACAUUACUUAUGGAACAUUCAGAACAAGUGCCAAUUGUAUUACCAAAUUUUGGUAUGGGUAGUAAAUUACUCAAUUAUUAUAGGAAAAAAGAUGAAGAAGAUACUUCAAGACCUAAAUUAGCAAUUGGUGAAACACAUGUCUUAGGUGUUCAAGAUAAAUCACCAUUUUGGAAUUUUGGGUUUGUUGAACCUGGUAAUAUUGUUCCAACUCUUUAUAAUAAAUUAACCAGAGCUCCAGUUUUCAAACAUGAAGCUAAAAGUACAGAUUUUUUAUUAAUUAAAAGUACAGGUGGUGGAAUUUCUCAAAAAUAUUUCUUAAAAAGUAUAAAUAAUUUAUUUGUUGUUGGUCAAUUAUUCCCAGUUGUUGAUAUUCCAGGUCCACAUUCAAGAAAAGUUACCACCGCAAGUAAAAAUAGACUGAAAAUGAUUGUUUUCAGAGUUCUGAAAAGAAGUCCUGAAAGAAGAUUAUUAGUUCGAGAUAUUUCUAUUCAUUUCCCAGAUCAAAAUGAUAUGCAAAAUAGACAAAGAUUAAAAGAAUUUAUGGAAUAUCAAAGAUCUGGUGAUGAUCAAGGUUUUUGGAAAUUAAAAGAAGAAUUACCAAGUGAUCGUUUAAUCAGUCCUGAAGAUCUGACUUUAUUAGAAGCUAUGCAAGUUGCUCAACAACAUAUGGAGGAUUUAGAAUUUUACUCAAAUGAAGAUAUAAAUGAUGAAUUAGCUCUAUGGAAUUUAAGUAAGAAUUUCAUUAAUGCCACACAGGGGAAAGCAAUGUUACAAUUAAGUGGUGAUCCUGAAGGUAAAGCAUUUUCAUUUAUGAAAACUUCAAUGAAAGGUGGGUUUAAAAGUUUUGAAUCAAAUGGUCAUAGUUAUAAUGUUGCCCUGCAACAAAAGGCUUAUGAUGAAGAAAUUUCAAGAACUUGGUAUAAUCAACAGAAAAAAUUAACAGAAAUUUCAUCAAAUGUUGAUGAAGAUGAAGGAAAUUCAGAAGAUUUAAAUAAAAAGGAAGAAUCAAUAAAAUUUUUAAAAAUUACAAGAAGAGUUAGAGAUAAAAAUGGUAUUUUACAAAGAAAACAUGAAAUUAUUAAAGAUCAAAAUGUUAUAAGAGCUUAUAUUAAACGUCGUGAAAAAUUAGAAGAAGAUAUUAUACCAGAUGAUAUUACUUUAACAAAUGAUGAAGAAAAAAAUCAAAAAAAUAAAAAAUUAUUAGAAGAACAAUUGGCCAAAUUACAAAAAAAUCAAGAACGUCGUAAUGCACGUAAAGUUAGUAAAGAAAAUAUGGGUGGUAAAGGUAUUGGUAAAGGUAAAAGUACUGCUCGUAGAUGUCAAAAUUGUGGUGGUAUUGGUCAUAUUAGAACUAAUAAAGCAUGUCCUAUGUAUGAUGAAAGUAAUCCAUGA
This is a messenger RNA of Hansenula ciferrii, 2829 nucleotides long. RefSeq names its product histone acetyltransferase (gene TAF1). The transcript has a single exon. The record is from RefSeq and is a predicted model, not a curated record. Gene Ontology annotation, biological process: transcription by RNA polymerase II; RNA polymerase II preinitiation complex assembly. Gene Ontology annotation, cellular component: transcription factor TFIID complex. Lineage: Eukaryota; Fungi; Ascomycota; Saccharomycetes; Phaffomycetales; Wickerhamomycetaceae. Gene Ontology annotation, molecular function: RNA polymerase II general transcription initiation factor activity; histone acetyltransferase activity; TBP-class protein binding. Bases 1 to 2829 code for a protein of 942 amino acids.